ACGAGUUGUGGCAUGAUGAAAACCUCUCCCUCUGCGUCUCUGCGGGUCAAACGCAAAAAUGUUCGCCAGAUCAGAAAACAUCUAUGCCUAAAUAGAGUCAGCGGUCAAGACACUGAGGGUUCACUGUUGAAGGUCCAGUCCAGUCUGUGCGACUUAAGCUACACUAAAAUGCCUACGGCGACUGUCAUCCAGCGCCAGGAAAUGACAUCGUACUUGCAUCUGUUUGAUGAUGGCCUGAUUCAAGACUUUCUGAGGGUGGACUGUUGCUACAAAAUGACAGACAAGUACCUUUUAGCUAUGACCUUUGUAUACUUCAAACGGGCUCACUUCACUAUUGCUGAAUACACCAGAAAGAAUUUCUUCAUUGCACUUUACCUUGCCAACACUAUGGAGGAAGAUGAGGAGGAGAGUAAAUAUGAAAUCUUUCCGUGGGCUCUGGGCAAGAAGUGGAGGAGGCUGUUUCCUCGCUUCCUCAAGCAGCGAGACGAGCUGUGGGCUCGCAUCCAGUACAGAGCUGCUGUCAGCAGGCGCUGCUGUGAGGAGGUAAUGGCCAUCGUGUCUUUUCACUUUGUGUGGCAGCGACAGAGAUCUGCUCACCACAGUGGGGCUCAGCGGCAGUACGGUGAUCAGGACCACACUCGUUUUCCCCGUGGGCCCUUUGCCUCCCCUGUUUCCUGUCCCCUGUGUAACUAUGACAGUAGACUGCGCCACACCUCCUCCUCCAGCUGCUCUCCUCAGGCUGUGGACGGCACCUAUCCACACCCGUUCACCUCUGCCCUUGGUUUGGAGCUCACCCCAGUCAGGAUCACCGCCUCUCACGGGAAAGCCAAGGCGGAUAAAAGCAAGCAGCAAAAAUCCUACUGCUCCUGUCCUGAAGAGGUUCCCAGGGAGUCUUCUUCCUGCGAAUCCUCACUGGACGCUUUCUUUGACUGGAUCAACGAGAUGUAA
Nematolebias whitei (Rio pearlfish) is the source of this 948-nucleotide messenger RNA. RefSeq names its product speedy/RINGO cell cycle regulator family member A (gene spdya). Bases 13 to 948 code for a protein of 311 amino acids. Gene Ontology annotation, biological process: positive regulation of cyclin-dependent protein serine/threonine kinase activity. The transcript has 6 exons. The record is from RefSeq and is a predicted model, not a curated record. Lineage: Eukaryota; Metazoa; Chordata; Actinopteri; Cyprinodontiformes; Rivulidae. Gene Ontology annotation, molecular function: protein kinase binding.